GUGAGCAUUUGGCCGCGCUCACAGAACACACAACAGAACUGCUAUAGUGACCAGAAUUACACCAGAGUGGAAUAAACCAAACUCAUCUUACGUCAGAGACGCCUGAAUCAUCUGAGAACCUUGCUGGAAUCACCCAAUGGAUCCACCACUGGCAGAGCAUUGUGCUCGUCUUCUCAGGCAACUAGAGAAGAUGAGAGCUGCUGAGGAGCUCACUGAUGUAGUUCUGCUAGCUGAUGGGAUUCCUUUUUCUUGCCACAAGGUGGUGUUGUCUGCAUUCAGCCCUUACUUUCAGGCCAUGUUUACAUGUGGUUUGAAAGAAACGAGGGGGGGUGAGAUACCCCUGAGAGACACCCCUGCUCACAGCCUGGGCCUUCUCCUUGGUUACAUGUACCGUGCAGAGCUCCCCCUGUCCAACGACAACAUCCAGGCAGUGUCUGCUGCUGCCUUCCUGCUUCAUAUAGAUGGAGCCUUCAGGUUGUGUCAAAACCACAUGGAGGCCAGUAUGGAUGUUUCCAACUGUGUUGGUUUGUACCACUGGGCCAGAGACCUGGGGGCCACUGGUUUAGCUGACUGUGCUUUUCGAUACCUCUGCCAACACUUUGCACAGGUUUGUGAGGAGGAAGAAAUCCUCGAGCUAGAUGCUGACAGACUGGCAGAUCUACUAGCUUCAGACGACCUCAACAUUUCCCAGGAGGAGGUGGUGCUGGAACUAGUGUUGCGUUGGGUGGAGAGGCGGUGUGGGAACUUGCAGAGUGAAGCUCAGGCUGUGGAGUUACUAAGGCAUGUCCGCCUGGAGCUUGUGGACCCUGUGGUGCUACGGAGAGCCAGGAGAAGAAACCCGGUUUUGCUGCAGGACUUUGAGUGCAUUGCAAUGAUCAAUGCUGCCCUCCAGACUUCAGGUCUCUGUGAGGCUCCGACUCCACCUCGACCAGCUCUCCGUUAUGGGAUGGAGACCACCGACAUCCUGCUCUGCCUGGGAGGGGUGGACAAAGAUGGAGUGCCUGCACGACGUGGCGGACUCGCGGAUCUCAGCUUUUGCUUUGCCCCCAAUGGCAGAGGAACUUACUACAUACCUUCUCCUCUGAAAGGAUGUGGAGGCUUUGGUCAGAUCACAGCAGGGGUUGUAACACGUGACAACAGCAUAGUUGUUGCAGUGGAGGCGCAGGGCCAAAACAGGGAGAAGAGAAUGGAUAUCUUUAGAUAUGAUCCUGCAGAGGAGUCCUGCUGGGUGGAGCUUUGCUCACCUGCACACAGAGACAUGUUUGCUUUAGGGAUGCUGGGCAACGCCCUCUACAUGAUUGGUGGCCGGAUGAAAGUGCACCAUCAUUACAUCAUCACAGACAGUGUGGUGAGGUGGUCACUAAAGAGAGGAGGCAGUUGGCUGUCUUUCGCCCCGCUGCCUCUUCCUUUAGCCUGCCACUGCACUGUCAGCCUGAAGGAGCAUCUUUAUGUGCUGGGAGGCUGGACACCACAGAACCUACCAGAUGAAGAGCCAGAUAAACUGAGUAACCGAGUGUUUCAGUUCGAUCCCGGUAAGGACAGAUGGACAGAAUGCGCCAGGAUGAAGUACUCGAGGUAUCGCUGUGGCACCGCUGUUCUCAAUGGAGAAAUCUACAUUUUAGGUGGCAUAGGGUGUGAUGGAGAAGAUCGAGGACAAUCACGUAGCUGUCUGAACUCUGUAGAGAUCUACAACCCAGAAACAGACAGUUGGAGGCCAGGACCGACUCUGCCUACAUCUUUGCUCUCCCUCAGAAACUACACCUCCAAUGUAGGAGCAGUUCAUGGCAAACUGUACCUUUGUGGAUACUACAAGGGGGCUAGCCGCCAUGAGAUCAUCACCAAGGAGAUUUUGGAACUGGACCCUACAGAGAAUGCAUGGGCAGUGGUAGAAAGACGUGCAGCAAUGCAAGACAGCUAUGAUGUCUGACUGGUGGCUAACCUCAAUCCUCGUGAUCUCUUUACAUCAUAACUCAUCCUUUUAUGGUGAAGAGCAAAACACUGCUGGAGGUUCAGGGUAUAGCGUGUGUCCAAAUUCACAUGAAUUACUGUUGGUUUGUUCAUUAAAAAACAAAUUGAGGUCAGACAUUUCUGAACAUGCCACAUAGUAAAAAUAAUAAUAUGUCGAUAGAAGAAGUCAUAUGUACUUGUUCUGGUGGAAGGAUGUGCUUUUUUCUUUUAUUUGUAUGUCUUAGAUUUUCAGUAUAUAGUGCAUAAUAGCAAAGGUGGGUCGUAACACAUUACAUUUUGUUACGCUUGGGUCGCAUUUUACUGCGCGGCUCGUUCUCCCAAGAUGCAGCAGGAACUCCGGAGGCAAAAAUGCAGGUAAGACGAUGAUUUAUUCUCAUAAAUCCUUCAAAAAUACAAACAAGCGUGUGGAUAGCACGGGGAACAAAUGCAAAACUUAGCACAGGAAUCACAAGAUAAACAGGCAUAGGCACCAGAAGGAAAAUAUACACAAACGUGACCUGUUGCUUACAGGGAAUGAGUAGCUCUCUGAUUAGUGCCCAGGAGCAGUUGAGCCUCCAGCACAUUAAAUCAGAGGCAUGGGGAAACAAUCUGCGGUCAUGGCAACUAAAAAACAAACCCAGGGGUGCUCAAAACAGGAACUGAGGGAGUUAAAAACUAAACAAACAUGAUCCGGGCACCGGAUCACGACACAUUUACUCCAUUACAUUGACUUAAGUAAUUUUUUGCAUAAUUUGUAUUUGAGCAGAGUAGUUUUAAUCCAACAUACAUUACUUUCAAAAGUUACUUGAUUAUUUUUGUGAAGAACAAACAGUAUAUUUACUCUGUUACAUUGAGUUCCAUUAGAUACUUUUAUUCAUAUCGUCAUUAUAUUUAUUCAGAUUAUGUAUGUUAUUUUUUGGCUCGUUAGAGAGACCUCUUGUGAACUUUUAUUUACAGCAGUGAUGAAAAGUCCAUCAACGCCAACACGUGUGUAAGUGGCUGCAAGGCACCGAUUAGUGAUGAGUGUAAGGAAAGGCAAGGGAGAGUUGCAGACAAAUCAUUUUACAAGUUCAAAUCUCUGUACAGACAACUUGUACAUGGCAGAAGUGUCGCCAAAGUCACGCGUAAAAAGACAACCAAUAGAGGGUUCCUGCUUCACACACAUCUAAAUAUGCACACACAGACAUUUUUACAUACACUCUGAUCGAAAUACGGACUGACAGAUAUAUUUUCACACACAACAAAUCAUAAUACGGACAGACAACUGUCAUAUAUGUUGUAUAUAUAUGUAUGUGCUGCGGUUGCUUUUAGAAUGUUGCGACAGCUGCCAUAAAGGAGGUGCGUUGCUAGCCUGGUUGCUAUGUUUUCGGGAGUCAAAAAAAGGUGUUCGUCACGUGCUUGUAUCCUGCCCAAAUCUCUUAGUAAAGUUAUUCAUUGGAUUAUA
Nerophis ophidion (straightnose pipefish) is the source of this 3391-nucleotide messenger RNA. RefSeq names its product kelch repeat and BTB domain-containing protein 12-like. Gene Ontology annotation, molecular function: protein binding. The record is from RefSeq and is a predicted model, not a curated record. NCBI's taxonomy places the organism in Eukaryota, Metazoa, Chordata, Actinopteri, Syngnathiformes, Syngnathidae. The coding region runs from base 137 to 1927 and encodes 596 amino acids. The transcript is spliced from 10 exons.